CUCCGAGCGCUCCCCAGUCCUCGCUCUUUCUCUGUGUCCCCGGCAGCUGUCACCUUCUCUCCAUCCCGUGUGCACCAUUUUCCGGGCACCGCUGCUGCUGCUGCUCCUCUUCUCCUCAUCUGCACUGAUCCGGGCGGACGCCGAGGAGGACGUUGGUGACAAUAACACCGACCUGGUCAUUGAGACUCUGGUGAAGCCGGAGUCGUGUGAGGACACGGUGGAUUGGGGAGACACCAUUCAGCUCCACUAUACGGGAAGACUUGAUGAUGGCCGCGUGAUCGAUAGCUCCCUAUCUCGGGAUCCACUUGUGGUAGAGCUUGGGAAGAAACAAGUGAUACCAGUGCCAACAUUUAUGCAGUCUGAAGUGUCCUGUUACAGUCUAUAGGUCUAGAAAAGAGCCUUCUAGGAAUGUGUGUUGGGGAGAAACGUAAAGUGGUCAUCCCCCCUCAUUUAGCUUAUGGAAAGAGAGGAUUCCCACCUUCUAUGCCAGGUGAUACAGUGCUACAGUUUGAGACUGAAGUCAUAUCACUGUCUAAGCCCACGCAGUGGCAGACUCUUGUAAAUGACGUGCUCCCCAUGCUUUGCAUUGCUUUAGUGCCCACCCUUCUCGGGCUGAUAGGUUACCAUCUCUACUCCAAGGCCAAGUCUCCGACUGUAUCGAAGAAGAAACUGAAGGAAGAAAAAAAGAACAAAGCAAAAAGGAAAUAAAAAACUGUAAUUUUCUCAAAAAAAA
Messenger RNA from Hyla sarda, 733 nucleotides. Its product is annotated as peptidyl-prolyl cis-trans isomerase FKBP11-like. Lineage: Eukaryota; Metazoa; Chordata; Amphibia; Anura; Hylidae. Gene Ontology annotation, biological process: protein peptidyl-prolyl isomerization. Gene Ontology annotation, molecular function: peptidyl-prolyl cis-trans isomerase activity. The record is from RefSeq and is a predicted model, not a curated record.